Molecule: messenger RNA, 774 nt
Organism: Rotaria sp. Silwood2
Lineage: Eukaryota; Metazoa; Rotifera; Eurotatoria; Philodinida; Philodinidae
Source: the annotation of a GenBank genome assembly
AUGUCUUGGGAUAUUGAAUUAGAUGAUCAAUUAUUACAAGAUCUUUAUGCAUGGCUCGAUCAAAUCCCAUUAAGUCGACCAAAGAAACGUAUUGAAAAAGAUUUUGCUGACGGUGUUAUGGUUGCCGAAUUAAUUAAAUAUUAUUUUCCUAGUUGGGUUGAUCUACAUAAUUAUGCAGCGGCGAAUAGUACACAACAGAAAUUAAUUAAUUGGGGUCUUUUAAAUAGAAAAAUCCUUUGCCGAUUUGGUCUUAAUGUACCGGAGCCUGUUAUGCGUGGAAUAUGUCUUGGUCGAAGUGGACUCGUCGAAGUAUUUCUUUACAAUUUAAGAACUAAAGUCGAUGAUUAUCUUUAUGGAAUGGAAACGAAUCCGAGUGAUCCUCAAUAUCGAGUUCUUCAUCAACAGGCUAAAACAAGUGAAUCUAAUGCCAUAACACCUCGUCAUCGUCAACAGCAUUCACCACCACCACUACCACCGCCACACCAACAACAUCAACAUAUACCAAAAAAAGCAACAUCAAUGCAGAACUUGAGUGCAGACAUGGUUAGUCGUAUUGAAUAUGAUGAAAAAGAACAAGAAUGUAUUGCCAAAGAAGAACAAAUUCAAAUUUUACAAGCAAAAAUUCGACGUCUAGAACACUUACUUCAUUUAAAAGAUAUUCGAGUGGAUGAUUUGGCAGAAAAACUUGAUCAAACCAGAGGUGUACCUGGUAAUAGUGGUGGAAGAUCAAAUCGUCAACAGCAACCACAUAUACCAACCAAUGGACGCAAAUAA